Cotesia congregata is the source of this 606-nucleotide messenger RNA. The record is from the annotation of a GenBank genome assembly. Lineage: Eukaryota; Metazoa; Arthropoda; Insecta; Hymenoptera; Braconidae.
AUGGCUCGAGAAUAUGAUCAUUUGUUUAAGUUACUCAUUAUUGGAGACAGUGGAGUCGGAAAAAGUUCACUGCUUCUCAGGUUCGCUGAUAACACAUUCAAUGGAAGCUACAUAACGACCAUAGGAGUUGACUUCAAAAUCCGAACUGUUGAAGUCGACGGUGAGAGAGUUAAGUUACAAAUUUGGGACACCGCUGGUCAAGAACGUUUUCGUACAAUAACGUCAACGUACUACAGAGGAACACAUGGUGUUAUUGUUGUUUAUGAUGUGACCAGCGGCGAUUCGUUUGCAAAUGUUAAACGAUGGCUGCAUGAAAUAGAGCACAAUUGCGAUAUUGUCAACAGGGUUCUAGUUGGGAACAAAAAUGAUGCGCCUAAUCACAAAGUCGUUUUGACAGAAGAUGCUCAGCGGUUUGCCAACCAAAUGGGCAUCCAAUUAUUCGAAACUUCUGCUAAAGAUAAUAUUAAUGUUGAAGAGAUGUUUAUGGCGAUAACACGUCAAGUUUUACGCACAAAAAAAGAACGUAAAGAACGUCAGGCUAUACAAACAAACGAAACGGUUAAUUUAAGAAAAAGUACCAAGCAACAUAGGAAAAAAUGUUGUUAG